Trichobilharzia regenti is the source of this 2004-nucleotide messenger RNA. Lineage: Eukaryota; Metazoa; Platyhelminthes; Trematoda; Strigeidida; Schistosomatidae. The record is from the annotation of a GenBank genome assembly.
AUGUCGUCCAGUGGCAAAAUUUUGGCACAGAAUGGUAAGAAUUCCAAUCAUCCAAACAAUGAAAGUGGCCUUUCAAAUGAUCUGGAUAAAGUGAAAGAUAAUUCUAUAUCGUCAUCUUGUUUGGCUGAUCCUGUCUGGGACUUAUUAGAUCCUAUACCUGAUAUCAAGUUACUUUUCAUAUCAUUUGAUAGCCAGUUUUUUGGAAAUACACUUGGUGCUGUAGAAGAUCGUGAUGACCAUGGACCCAAUUUCAAAUCACAUAUGCAUCGUAUAAAUUCGUUAGCUGGUUUAAAUAUAACGGUCUACCAUUCAUUUCAUGAUGAAGUUGACGCAUAUCGAACACACUGGUGGCGCUGUACAGGGCCGUGUCGUAGUCGUCCACCAUAUUUUGGUUAUGUUAAGCGUUCAAUGAAUAGAGUGCCAGGUCCAAAGGAUAUGUGGUGGGGUCAGCAUCAAGCUACGUGUACAGGUACAUUUAUAAAAAUUAGAGAACCAGAGAAAAAGAUCCCAUCAAAGCGAAAAACAACAGCUGAACCUCAAUCAGAAAAUCAGAUCAAGCAAAAAAAACAAGCUAAAGGUGGUGAUAUUCGGAACUUUAUUAACAUCAACAGUGAGGAUGAAACUCCGUAUCAGAUUAUCCUAGUCACUCAGGAAGUAGCCAAAGCAGUUCUUCGUCUAAACACGUUUGGCCUAGUGAUGAUAAGGUCAUGUUUUUGGUGGUGGUGUUGUGUUGGUGGUGAUUUGUUAUCUCAUCGAGUGAAUAAAUCGACUGAGGUGAAAUCGCCUACCAGUGGAACAGAAAAACAAGCUAAAGGUGGUGAUAUUCGGAACUUUAUUAACAUCAACAGUGAGGAUGAAAACUCCGUAUCAGAUUAUCCUAGUCACUCAGGAAGUAGCCAAAGCAGUUCUUCGUCUAAACACGUUUGGCCUAGUGAUGAUAAAGGUCAUGUCCUUGGUGGUGGUGAUUUGUUAUCUCAUCGAGUGAAUAAAUCGAUUGAGGUGAAAUCGCCUACCAGUGGAACAGAAAAACAAGCUAAAGGUGGUGAUAUUCGGAACUUUAUUAACAUCAACAAUGAGGAUGGAAAUUCCGUGUCAGAUUAUCCUAGUCACUCAGGAAGUAGCCAAAGCAGUUCUUCGUCUAAACACGUUUGGCCUAGUGAUGAUAAAGGUCAUGUCCUCGGUGGUGGUGAUUUGUUAUCUCAUCGAGUGAAUAAAUCGAUUGAGGUGAAAUCGCCUACCAGUGGAACAGGUAAUGUGACAAAUGUGUCUUGUCCAUGUUGUACUUGUAUUAUUUCUCUUUCUGAGAUUAAUGAACACUUAGAUUCGUGUCUUUCGUGAAAGUGUAAGAUUUACAGAGAUUUCAGAAUAUAUAUUUUCUAAAAAAUAUAACUGCGUUGUUUUUAUUAUUUAGUGAAUCUGUUAACUUUGAAUUAUUAUUAGGGUAUCGGUAGUUUUUCGAGUAAUAAUUCGUCGUUUUGCACGAUUCUGUCUUAUUUCGAUUGUGUUAGCUUCUUUGAGCUGGUUGAUUUAAUUGUGGAGCUUUCGUUGUUUUUCUAGAAAACAUCUUCAGCGGGUAUUUUGUUUGAAAUAACAUAUUUGAAUCCCUCUUGAAUGAUAUAAUUAUAUCCCUUGACAACCAUUAUGGUGAUUUUUUGUUAAUUUAUUUACUUCCCUGUUGAUUAUUUUUAUUGAAGUGGAAUCUGAACUGAGUUACUAUUUAAUUUAUUUUUUACUAGUUAGUAAAUUUGAUCUACAGCAGUGUGUUUGUAAACGACUGAAUCUUCUGAGUACCAGUUUUCUGGAAAUUCCUCGGGAUUUUUGGUAUUUCCUCAUUAUAAAAUUUCUACAUUAUUUCAGUCACAUUCGUAUCUAUAAUUAUCUACACAAAUCGAUAUAAAAGAAUACAUAUCGUGCGGUUUUGCAGCUAAUUUUUCUUCUUUCAUUCGGAGUCGAAUGAGACGCCCACUUUGAGCGAUUUAGCGUUUAUCACAGUUCAUGGAGUUC